Orbilia oligospora ATCC 24927 is the source of this 231-nucleotide messenger RNA. RefSeq lists its product as uncharacterized. The transcript is spliced from 4 exons. Lineage: Eukaryota; Fungi; Ascomycota; Orbiliomycetes; Orbiliales; Orbiliaceae. The coding region runs from base 1 to 231 and encodes 76 amino acids. The record is from RefSeq and is a predicted model, not a curated record.
AUGUAUCCGAAUGCCGUUGAAGGAGAAAUUGCCCGCCCAAUGCCAGAACCUGCUGCAUGCCUACGGAGACGGAAUAUUGAUAUGAGGUAUCGGUUUAGGGGAAACAAUCCUCUCGGAACCGCCCAAGAACUACACCAAAACCAAGAAAGUGUACCGCAGCUAUACGGUGGAAGACCGGCGUUACCGCCGAUGCCGGGAACGGACGGGAACGAUGAUCAGAAGAAAGAAUAA